Delphinapterus leucas (beluga whale) is the source of this 3805-nucleotide messenger RNA. NCBI's taxonomy places the organism in Eukaryota, Metazoa, Chordata, Mammalia, Artiodactyla, Monodontidae. The record is from RefSeq and is a predicted model, not a curated record.
CCGGGCCGUGUUCGCUGCCGUACGGGUCCCCCGCCCCCCGGCUCCAACUGCUAGGUGGGUGGCCGGCGGGCGAGCGGUCCUGGGGUCGUGGGCCGGCGGCCCGGCUCAUCUCGUCGCCUUCCGGCUCCGUGCAGCCCGGGCUCGGCGCCAUGUACGCCGUAUACAAGCAGGCGCAUCCGCCCACCGGCCUCGAGUUCUCGAUGUAUUGCAACUUUUUUAACAACAGCGAGCGCAACCUCGUGGUGGCCGGGACAUCGCAGCUCUACGUGUACCGCCUCAACCGCGACGCCGAGGUGCCGACCAAGAAUGACAGGAGCGCAGAGGGGAAGGCCCACCGGGAGCACCGGGAAAAGCUGGAGCUGGUGGCUUCCUUCUCUUUCUUCGGCAACGUCAUGUCCAUGGCCAGUGUGCAGCUGGCGGGCGCCAAGAGGGAUGCCCUGCUCCUGAGCUUCAAGGAUGCCAAGCUGUCGGUAGUGGAAUACGACCCGGGCACCCACGAUCUCAAGACCCUGUCUCUGCACUACUUUGAGGAGCCUGAGCUGCGGGACGGCUUCGUGCAGAACGUGCACACGCCGCGGGUGCGCGUGGACCCCGACGGGCGCUGCGCGGCCAUGCUCAUCUACGGCACACGGCUGGUGGUCCUUCCCUUCCGCAGGGAGAGCCUGGCCGAGGAGCACGAGGGGCUCGUGGGUGAGGGGCAGAGGUCCAGCUUCCUGCCCAGCUACAUCAUUGACGUGAGGGCCCUGGACGAGAAGCUUCUCAACAUUGUCGACCUGCAGUUCCUGCACGGCUACUACGAGCCCACCCUGCUCAUCCUGUUUGAGCCCAACCAGACCUGGCCUGGGCGGGUGGCUGUGCGGCAGGACACGUGCUCCAUUGUGGCCAUUUCGCUGAACAUCACGCAGAAGGUCCACCCCGUCAUCUGGUCCCUCACCAGCCUGCCUUUUGACUGCACCCAGGCCCUUGCCGUGCCCAAGCCCAUAGGCGGGGUGGUGGUCUUUGCUGUCAACUCGCUGCUGUACCUGAACCAGAGCGUCCCCCCCUACGGCGUGGCCCUCAACAGCCUCACCACCGGCACCACUGCCUUUCCCCUGCGCACCCAGGAGGGUGUGCGGAUCACCCUGGACUGUGCCCAGGCAGCCUUCAUCUCCUACGACAAGAUGGUCAUCUCCCUCAAGGGCGGCGAGAUCUACGUGCUGACGCUUAUCACGGACGGCAUGCGCAGCGUCCGCGCCUUCCACUUCGACAAGGCCGCCGCCAGCGUCCUCACCACUAGUAUGGUCACCAUGGAGCCCGGAUACCUGUUCCUUGGCUCUCGCCUGGGCAACUCCCUGCUCCUCAAGUACACGGAAAAGCUGCAGGAGCCCCCGGCCGGCACCGCCCGGGAGGUUGCCGACAAGGAGGAGCCGCCCUCCAAGAAGAAGCGCGUGGACGCCACAGCGGGCUGGUCAGGGGGCAAGUCAGUGCCGCAGGACGAGGUGGACGAGAUUGAGGUGUACGGCAGCGAGGCCCAGUCAGGCACACAGCUGGCCACUUACUCCUUUGAGGUGUGUGACAGCAUCCUCAACAUCGGACCCUGUGCCAACGCCGCCAUGGGCGAGCCCGCCUUCCUCUCUGAAGAGUUUCAGAACAGUCCCGAGCCAGACCUGGAGAUCGUGGUGUGCUCCGGCUACGGGAAGAACGGGGCCCUGUCGGUGCUGCAGAAGAGCAUCCGGCCCCAGGUGGUGACAACCUUUGAGCUUCCUGGCUGCUAUGACAUGUGGACAGUCAUCGCCCCUGUGCGGAAGGAGCAGGAGGAGAGCACCAAGGGGGAGGGGGCGGAGCAGGAGCCCAGCGCACCCGAAGCAGAUGACGAUGGGCGGAGACACGGCUUCCUUAUCCUGAGCCGGGAAGACUCCACCAUGAUCCUACAGACGGGGCAGGAGAUCAUGGAGCUGGACACCAGCGGCUUCGCCACGCAGGGCCCCACAGUCUUUGCUGGCAACAUCGGGGACAAUCGCUACAUCGUGCAAGUGUCGCCACUCGGCAUCCGCCUGUUGGAAGGAGUGAACCAGCUGCACUUCAUCCCCGUGGACCUGGGCUCCCCCAUCGUGCAGUGCGCCGUGGCCGACCCCUACGUGGUCAUCAUGAGUGCCGAGGGCCACGUCACCAUGUUCCUGCUCAAGAGUGACUCGUAUGGGGGCCGCCACCACCGCCUGGCGCUGCACAAGCCCCCGCUGCACCACCAGUCCAAGGUGAUUACGCUCUGCGUGUACCGGGACGUCAGCGGCAUGUUCACCACCGAGAGCCGCCUGGGCGGGGCCCGCGACGAGCUGGGCGGCCGCAGCGGCUCAGAGGCCGAGUGCCAGGGCUCAGAGACCAGCCCCACGGUGGAUGACGAGGAGGAGAUGCUUUACGGAGACUCGGGCUCCCUCUUCAGCCCCAGCAAGGAGGAGGCCCGCAGGAGCAGCCAGCCCCCCGCCGACCGGGACCCCACCCCCUUCCGGGCUGAGCCCACCCACUGGUGCCUGCUGGUGCGGGAGAACGGAACCAUGGAGAUCUACCAGCUCCCUGACUGGCGGCUGGUGUUCCUGGUGAAGAACUUCCCUGUGGGGCAGCGGGUCCUGGUGGACAGCUCCUUUGGUCAGCCUACCACCCAGGGCGAGGCCCGGAAGGAAGAGGCCACGCGCCAGGGCGAGCUGCCCCUCGUCAAGGAGGUGCUGCUGGUGGCGCUGGGGAGCCGCCAGCGCAGGCCCUACUUGCUGGUGCACGUGGACCAGGAGCUGCUCGUGUACGAGGCCUUCCCCCACGACUCACAGCUCGGCCAGGGGAACCUCAAAGUUCGCUUCAAGAAGGUCCCGCACAGCAUCAACUUCCGAGAGAAGAAGCCAAAGCCGUCCAAGAAGAAGGCCGAAGGCGGCAGCGCUGAGGAGGGUGCCGGGGCCCGAGGCCGUGUGGCGCGGUUCCGCUACUUUGAGGACAUUUACGGCUACUCGGGGGUGUUCAUCUGCGGCCCCUCGCCCCACUGGCUCCUGGUGACUGGCCGGGGGGCCCUGCGGCUGCACCCCAUGGGCAUCGAUGGCCCCAUCGACUCCUUCGCCCCAUUCCACAACGUCAACUGCCCCCGCGGCUUCCUGUACUUCAACAGACAGGGCGAGCUGAGGAUCAGUGUCUUGCCUGCCUACUUGUCCUACGAUGCCCCGUGGCCUGUCAGGAAGAUCCCGCUGCGCUGCACGGCCCACUAUGUGGCUUACCAUGUGGAGUCCAAGGUGUAUGCUGUUGCCACCAGCACCAACACGCCGUGCACCCGCAUCCCGCGCAUGACGGGCGAGGAGAAGGAGUUUGAGACCAUUGAGAGAGAUGACCGUUACAUCCACCCUCAGCAGGAGGCCUUCUCCAUCCAGCUCAUCUCCCCGGUCAGCUGGGAGGCCAUCCCCAACGCCAGGUGAGGCUGGGCCCAGGUCGGGGCUGGUGGCUGGCCUGGGCUGCUGUCCCGGUCUGGGCUGCUGUCCCGACUUGGGUUAGCUGUCCCGACCUGGGUUAGCUGUCCCGACCUGGGUUAGCUGUCCCGACCUGGGCUAGCUGUCCCGACCUGGGUUAGCUGUCCCGACCUGGGCUCCUGUCCCGACCUGGGCAGCUGUCCUGACCUGGGCUGUCUUGACCUGGGCUGCUGUCCUGACCUGGGCUGCUGUCCCGACCUGGGCAGCUGUCCUGACCUGGGCUAGCUGUCCCGACCUGGGCUGCUGUCCCGACCUGGGCAGCUGUCCUGACCUGGGCUGCUGUCCCGACCUGGGCAGCUGUCCUGACCUGGGCUAGCUGUCCUGAC